Molecule: messenger RNA, 1110 nt
Organism: Lactuca sativa (garden lettuce)
Lineage: Eukaryota; Viridiplantae; Streptophyta; Magnoliopsida; Asterales; Asteraceae
Biological process (GO): DNA transposition
Molecular function (GO): transposase activity; DNA binding
Source: RefSeq, a predicted model, not a curated record
AUGCCAAGAAGAAAACUAAGAAACACAAGAAAAAAAUACGUUGAUUAUGAAGAUCUAGAAGAUGAAAUUCUCGUGUCAGACAUGCCCAUGGACUAUGAGAGGGAAAAAGUAAUAGCUGUUUCAUUCCAAUCUGUUAACGAUCCUUUUCUUACCAAACUUUUUGAAGAUGAAUAUGAGUAUUUUGGCGAAAAAGAUGAAUAUGUAGAUGAUUUAGUUCAUCUAGAAGAUGACGAGAAUGACAUUGGUGGUUCCAAUUAUGUCUAUGAUCCCACCAUAGAGUGGAAUCUCAUGGAACCAAAGGUUGGAGAGAAAUAUCAAAAAUUUUCUCAAUUGAAAAAUUGUCUUAUUAACUACGUUGUGGCCCAUGGGUACCCCCUAAGGUUUGAGAAACUUGAAAGUACUAGGUUAGUAGCUAGAUGUGGUAGAGAAACAGACAAAAAAAAUUGGAUUGCUUCUCAUCUUGUGAAGGAGAUUGUUUUCAACCCAUCUAUUAAACUUAAAGAAUUGAAGGAACUCAUUAGGACAAAAUUCAAUAUCACCCUAUCUAUCAGUACAUGUAAUAGGGCUAAACAUAAGGUAAUGGUGAUGAUUGAAGGAAAGGCUAGUGAUCAUUGUGCUAGAAUUUGGGACUAUGCUGCAGAAAUACAAAGAUCUAACCCUGGUAGUACUGUGAAAGUGGGUGUAAACCUUAAUUCUGAUGGAAAACAUUACUUCCAUAGAUUCUAUGUAUGCUUUCAUGCAUUGAAAACAGGAUGGAUUGUUGGAUGUAGAAGUGUGAUAGGAUUAGAUGGGUGCUUUUUGAAAGGGCAAGUAAAGGGUCAACUCCUAACAGCUAUAGGAAGGGAUGCCAAUAACCAAGUAUAUCCUAUAUGUUGGGGUGUGGUAGACAUUGAGAACAAGCAAAACUGGAAAUGGUUCUUGGAUCUUCUUAGUGAGGAUGUUGGAGUACAAGAAGGUGGAGGUCUUACAGUUAUAUCAGACCAGCAUAAGGGGCUACUUGAAGUAGUAAAGGAGGUCUUGCCAAACGCGGAGCAUAGACAAUGUGUUCGCCAUAUAUACACAAACUUUAAGAAGUCAUAUAAAGGAGAAGAGUACAAAGAUCUAUUUUGA